AUGGAGAGGAGAGGCCAGUUCCUCAUUUCAACUUGUAUCAAGGUUGUUUGCCCUCUGCGUGGGAGGGUCCAUGGUUACAGGCGUGGAACCUGCUGCUCAGAUCCCUUUCCUGGCAGCUCCCUUGGUAGUUCUGCAGACUCCAGAUCGUCGGAGCCAGCUUGGACAAUGUCACACUCAGAGGCAGACCACCCCACAGAUUCCACACUCUGCUCUUUCUCACUGGAGGUGCAACAAUCCGCUUGCAACCCUCCCCUGGGGAAGGAUAUAGAAAUGCCAGAGGAAGAGUGGCCCUCAAAUACGGAAACUGAGCGACCCCGACAUGGUCCAGAGAACAACGCCUCGGGCAGUGUCCCCAGCAAGCUUCCAGCGACCGGUCCGCUUAGCUGCCCCGAGAACACAGAGUCAUCCUGCCCAGAGCCUCAACCCCGAGGGGCGAGGAGCCUGCCAAGGCCCAGGGAGAACCAGGGCAAUCUGCUUCAGUUUGACCGGCAGGCCCCGGGCCGCAUUUCCACCUCCCCGACGCUGAGGAGGCUACGAUUCAGUUCUCCUCCUGCCUGUGCUGUUUUCUUCACUGCCUUCCAGAGAUGGUUCUUGAAAGCAGUGUCCCAAAUGCAUGCAAAUUUCAGAGUUAUAGAAUUUGAAAAUGCAACUAUAAUAGAUGCAUUAGUGACUCCUGUCACCUCUGUAGAGACAGUAAUUAAAGAAGCUUCUAGUUUGAAGUAA
This is a messenger RNA of Tupaia belangeri chinensis (Chinese tree shrew), 723 nucleotides long. RefSeq lists its product as uncharacterized. Lineage: Eukaryota; Metazoa; Chordata; Mammalia; Scandentia; Tupaiidae. The transcript is spliced from 3 exons. The record is from RefSeq and is a predicted model, not a curated record. Bases 1 to 723 code for a protein of 240 amino acids.